UCCAAACCAUCACUUGUUUCGCUCCUGAACAGUGGGCCUAUAUACAAACACGUUGGAUUUGUCGUCUUCUAGUCUGUUUUGUCGACAGAUGGCAGCAUUUCUUUAUUUAUAAAAUGACGAAGACGGUGGUGUCUAACAUCGUCUCACCAUGGCAGAGACUUCUCAUUUUCUAUCAAUGGAUCUUAGACAAUGGAGACAAAAGGACAGACCCAUGGCUGCUGGUGUACUCCCCUGCCCCCAUCACCUGCAUCUUCCUGUGCUACCUCAUCAUCGUGUGGCUUGGACCGAAGCUGAUGGCAAACAAAGAACCAGUCAACAUCAAAGCCAUACUCAUCAUUUACAACUUUGCCAUGGUGUGCCUGUCUGCCUAUAUGUUCUAUGAGUUUACGGCGAGCUCUUGGUUGGCCAAUUACAGUUUACUCUGUCAGCCAGUGGACUACAGCAACAGCCCAUUAGGGAUCAGGAUGGCCAACGUGUGUUGGUGGUUCUACUUCUCGAAAGUCAUCGAGCUUAGCGAUACAGUGUUCUUCAUCUUAAGGAAGAAGAACAGUCAGCUGACAUUCCUGCAUGUCUACCACCACUGCACCAUGAUCUUUAACUGGUGGGCAGGUGUCAAAUACGUCGCUGGAGGCCAGUCGUUCCUGAUUGGUCUCAUCAACUCUCUGGUCCAUGUAGUGAUGUACAUGUACUAUGGACUAGCCGCCCUGGGCCCCCACAUGCACAAGUACCUGUGGUGGAAACGCUACCUGACCUCCUUACAGCUGCUCCAGUUCAUCAUUGUUACUGUCCACACCAUCUACAACCUGUUUGCCGACUGCGACUUCCCCAACUCCAUGAACAUUGUUGUGGUAGCGUACGCCAUCAGCCUGAUCGCACUCUUCAGCAACUUCUACUACCAAAGCUACCUUGCCAAGAGGACCAAGAGGCCGUGACGGCCUGCGUGGAAAGACACACAGGCCCAGCCAAAGAUCUCCCCCCUACCCUGAGACACGU
This is a messenger RNA of Sardina pilchardus (European sardine), 993 nucleotides long. RefSeq names its product ELOVL fatty acid elongase 8a (gene elovl8a). The record is from RefSeq and is a predicted model, not a curated record. Gene Ontology annotation, molecular function: fatty acid elongase activity. Lineage: Eukaryota; Metazoa; Chordata; Actinopteri; Clupeiformes; Clupeidae. Gene Ontology annotation, biological process: fatty acid elongation, monounsaturated fatty acid; sphingolipid biosynthetic process; fatty acid elongation, saturated fatty acid. Bases 114 to 932 code for a protein of 272 amino acids. Gene Ontology annotation, cellular component: endoplasmic reticulum membrane. The transcript has 9 exons.